AUGUCAAAAUACGCCACUUUACCCGAUAUUGAUGACCAACCUGAUGUGUAUGAAACGACAGGCGUUACUGAACAAGGAGAACAACUUUUCGACAACGAUGAUGACCAGUCAAGUGAAGAUGAUAACGAAAACGUUAUUAGAGCGCGCGUUUCUCACCAAGAAGCUAGCAAUCGAUUCAAAAACAGUGUGGUAGACUCGACGAAUAUUGAUUUCUCUGAACGAUUGACUCGAAGAAAGAAAGCCAUGUAUCGUACAUUUGUACGCCGCCCUCCUGGAUUGGAAACGGAUGAAUACGAAAUUCUACCUAAAGAACUGGCUUUAGAAGAAACACCAUUACAGAAAUAUCGCCGUCUUAUGUUUGAAGUACAAGAACUCAGCAAUACUUUGGAAAAUGAAGAGAAGGUAAAUAAUAUUUCCUUUUGGCUCCUAAAACAAUAA
Messenger RNA from Halteromyces radiatus, 438 nucleotides. Its product is annotated as Dynamitin-domain-containing protein. Lineage: Eukaryota; Fungi; Mucoromycota; Mucoromycetes; Mucorales; Cunninghamellaceae. Gene Ontology annotation, cellular component: dynactin complex; cytoplasm. The record is from RefSeq and is a predicted model, not a curated record. The coding region runs from base 1 to 438 and encodes 145 amino acids. The transcript is spliced from 4 exons. Gene Ontology annotation, biological process: mitotic spindle organization.